Molecule: messenger RNA, 3453 nt
Organism: Trichomonas vaginalis G3
Lineage: Eukaryota; Parabasalia; Trichomonadida; Trichomonadidae
Exons: 1
Coding region: 1-3453 (1150 amino acids)
Source: RefSeq, a predicted model, not a curated record
AUGAAUCCUAAUUAUGUAACAGAAUUUGCACGAAAACCAUAUUUACAACCCGAUCCAGGCAAUAAUCAGCCAUUUACGCCACCAUAUAGCUAUGGAGAUAAUACAAAUUCGAUUUUAUGCAAUGAUCCUUAUCAAAAUGUUCCUCUGUUGAAUGAUCUUGAUCAAAAGUUCCAAAAUUUAGAAAGAAAUACACCACAAAUGAUUCGCCUUCAAGAUCAAAGGCUAGAUCCUGGUCCACAGCGAUAUGUACAUGAUGGAAGCGUUCCGUUAUGGAUGGAAAUGCUUGCAGACACCAAAAUACAUCCAUAUUCACUUUGUCCGUUCCCCAAAUUGGAGGAGAAGGACCUAACAUACGUAUUAGAAAACAUUUUUGAUCAAAACGUUUCUCCUGAUCGCGCUGCAUGGGCGUUACACUACAUUAUCAAGAAAAUCGGUACAAAGAUUGAUCUUACUAAGAUGCUUUUAGAAUUUGAAAAAGUUGACGAACAUUAUUUUGCAAAAGUCUGUUUCUACUGUUAUCAGGAUAAUUUAUUAGACCAUUUGGAAUUCCUUCAAGGAGCCAUCAGCAAAUUGCAGCCGGAAUCGCUUAAAAUCUUCAAAAACGAAAUUUUAAGAACUCACGUUUUAACUGUCGCAGCUUUUACCUCUAGCAUUGAUUAUUUAUCAAUAAUGGACGAGCAAUUACUUCUACAGCAAACUCACCUCAUACAGCUCUCUCUUUUCUAUCAUUUGGGUCAGAAUUUUACUCCUAAGCUGAACUUCCCGUUUGGACCAAAAAUCGAUGACCUCAUGAUGAGAAAUGACCUGCUAAAGAAGAGAGCACGCUCCGUUUAUCAGAUUGUCACUCCAAGAUUAUUAUCCCUCGCAACACAGCUCUCAAACAUCAUUGUCGCUUCAUAUCCGUACUACGAUGAGGCCAAAACAAGCCUUGCCAUCGAAAGCGCGGCUAUUUACGCAUCGGAUGAGGCUUGUUCGCAAGUUGCGAUAAAACUCUUCGAAAUUUUGUUCUGGUUCGAGGGCGAAAAUGCUGAGCUUUCAAGUAUAAUCGUCUGGACCCUCACAAAAAUUCAAGUCAAAGAAUUCGAUCUCCCAUCUCUCGUAGAUUUCUACUAUGAGCAUGUUGAUCAGAUCUCCAAACUUCGCCACUUGUUCGCUGAAUUGCAGGCGUUCGGGUUGGUAAGCUAUACGUCCUUUGUUUCUUACAUUAUUCAGGCUGGAUACAUUUUGACAAGACCACAAGCUACAAGCGUCAUUAUUUCAUCAGUACCAUUUUACGUAAGGUCUCCAAGGGCUAUGAAACUCUUCGAAUCUUGCAUGUUGAAGCUUGGAAUUACUGGAUACGAUCAAAUUGUCCGCGAAAUCACAGUAAAACCUCUCGAACUUACAAUUUUGGCUAAUAUGGAUAAGGUCAAGCAGCUUCCUUACCCUGUUAUCUAUAGUAUUGUCUCAUAUGCGAUAAAUGAAACGAAACACGUCUCAGAAAUCAUCGACGUCAUAUCCCAAUUGAAUCUAGAUACAUUAUUCCCACUACUUUUCGAUAAGAUUACUGAUUCAAAAGACUUGAAAUUCUCUAUUAACACUCAUAUCAUGCCAAGAGUUCAGAAUUCGCUUCCAUUUUUGGUUUCUCAUGGACAGUUUUCGAAAUUCAUCGACCUUAUUACACAGAAUUCAAGCGAUCCUGUAAUGAUGGAUAUUAUUUUGUUUAUCUACGAGCAUUACAAGGAUAUUCCACGCAGACCCGAGUUGAACGAAAUAUCUAAGACCGCAAAAGGCGUUUCUAUCGACUCUACAAAGAUCAGAGAACUUUUCAGAAGAUUUUCUUACUUAUGCAGCCUCCAUAUCUUCGAUGCCUUCCACAAUGUCGAAACCACGCAUGAUUUCGAAUUAAUCUUCCGCACAUUCCUCUCCCAACUCCUUCAUUUCCACUCUUUGAAAUCUUCGACCAUGAUAAAAUUCUUCCUCGAAUUUGCUCAGUCAGGAUGUGUUACCUUACCUCCUAAUUUCUUUAUAAAGCAUUUAUUGGCUGUUUUACUCACUUUUCCCGAAGAAGAUUUCGAUGAUCGUUUAAACCUUCUUUUGCAAGAUUUCUUCACUUUCAUCUUCGAGAAGGGACUUUUCCAACCAGCAAACUUCCUCGCGGAGUCCAAGAAACGCCGCGGAAGUGCAAAUUCUUCUCCAUUCGGCAAAAUUGCCAAUAUUUUCCUCACAAUCUGCAAAGCGCGACUAGAUUUAUUCACCCCUCUCAACUGCUUCUCAUCCAAUUCCAUCAAAGGCUAUCAAGGAGAGCCAAUGUUAACAGAAUUAGUAGAUGUCCUCAAGAACGCUCCACUUCCACAACUAACAGAUGAUGUAUUAAAGUCCUUCGACAAUAUGACCCUCGCCGGAACCUAUUUCGCGUUACUUCCCGAAGAAGCUCGAGAUCCAAACUUCGAAAAGGCCUUUGAGUUCUUCAAACAGAACGCGAACGACUCCAACUGCAGGCUCCUUGCAUACUGGCUCAAGUACCACCUCUAUUUCUCCGGUCCUCCGAGUCAAGGAUUACCUCAACCGAUUACACCGGACAAACAGGCCACGACCAAGUUUGCCAGCACCGUCGCACUUGCCUUUUACAAUCUGUUCAUGUCUCUUUCGCCAGAAAACGAAGCAGACAUGAAAAGGAGAGAUGUUUUCCUAAAUGCGUGGUCGUUGAUCUGCGAAAAGGACUUUUCCAGGUACAAGACCCCUAUAUUCGCCAACGCCGCCCUUCAACAAGCCACGAAUGCCAUCAAAGCCUCAAAUUUAACUUAUACACCUUUCCUUGUUGACUAUUUGCACCCGGCAUUGAUCUGUGGCGUCAGUUCUAACCAGAACGAAAUCCUUGUUGAUACUCUUUUGGCCGCUCCUGUGCCACAAGACCAGCAAGGACCAUUUUUCUACACGGCCGCGUCAGUUUUCGUAUCGUACAUCUACAGACAGACAUUUCCAAUACAGACACGUAUCGAAAACACCGCUUGCAGGCUUUUGGAGUGGAUAUAUUCUGUAUCCGAACAAAGAUCUCGCGGAUUCGACUUCCUUUUGGACUCCCUCAACUUCAUCACGUGCUUUACAUCGAAUCUGACCCAGAUAAAUCAGACUUCCUACCAUUUCAAACUGAGGGAAAUCUACAUCAAGUUGCCGGAACAGGUUCGGAGCAUAAUAAUCCUCAAUAUACCUCCUCAGGCAUUCGAACCAGACAAAGAACCAUUGUUCUUCAACGUUACAGCUCCUGAACCAGUAAAUCUUCAACCGCCACAGAUGCAGAUGCCACAAAUGUCGAUGCCACAGCCAAUGCCAAUGCAGCCACCACCUCAGCAACAGAUGCCGAUGCAGCAACAGCAACAACAACAGAUGCAACAGCCAAUCAACUUGCCGAUGGACUACGAGAUGAUGAAUUCUACAUUUGGUGAUAUAGAUGACUUCAACUUUGAUAUUUAG